Molecule: messenger RNA, 1146 nt
Organism: Daphnia pulex (common water flea)
Lineage: Eukaryota; Metazoa; Arthropoda; Branchiopoda; Diplostraca; Daphniidae
Product: inactive pancreatic lipase-related protein 1-like
Exons: 8
Coding region: 1-1068 (355 amino acids)
Biological process (GO): lipid metabolic process
Molecular function (GO): lipase activity
Source: RefSeq, a predicted model, not a curated record
AUGGUGGUAAAAUUCAGCCGAAAGCUUUCGGAAAUUGUUUCGGAAAACCUUAAGUUUCAUAACUGUAUAAUACUGGAGAUUAUGAACUUGCUCCCACUCAAAAUAAUGUUCUCGAUGAUCAUUGUGUUCUUAUGCAUUGCAGCUCUAAACUUUGGAACAACGAAAGGUAUGAACGGAGCAGCACAGAUACAACAACAUUUCAACAGUGAUCCAGGUCCUGAUUCUGUCUUGUUUCAACUUUUUACUCGGAAAAACCCUGGUAAACCACAAAUUCUUCAACUGGAAGAUAUUACCUUACUAGAACAGUCAAAUUACAACAGCAGCCUUCCAACAAAAAUUUUUGUUCAUGGCUAUGGGGCUAAUCCAAGCCAAGGCUAUUCUUCUAAAGAUGAAUACUUGUUGCGGGAAGACUGCAAUUUUAUUUCUGUGGACUGGACCACGCUUGGUUCAAGCAAUUACGUGCUUGUCGCACUUAACAAUGUUCCUAUAGUUGGAAAUACAACCGGAGCCUUUGUAGAAUUUCUCUUUCGUCAAGGAACACCGCUGAGCGCCUUUCAUCUCAUUGGAUUCAGCAUGGGGGCUCACAUUGUAGGAAAUGCUGGGGCCUUUAUUGCGUCAAUUGGACUUUUACCAAGAAUCACUGGUUUGGAUCCGUCAGAAUAUGCUUUUCCCUUAGAAUUAAUCGACAAUUGUCUGGACAUAACGGACGCAUCCUUCGUGGAUGUAAUUCAUACAAGUGAAAUUUCUUAUAAGAAUGCCGUAGGACAUGUCGAUUUUUAUCCUAACGGGGGUUUCCUUCAAUCUGGUUGCCCACCUCGCAUUCCUGAUACCGAAUGUUGCAACCAUUGUCGUGCUGUCGACCUGUUUGCAGAAUCCAUCAACAGCCCAUUAGGUUUUAAGGCAGUUCUCUGCAACUCCUCGGAUAACUUCCAGAAUGGUUUCUGUAACUCCAACACCCAAGCAUUAAUGGGGGAACCUGUUUCAACCAAUGUACGAGGCCUAUUUUACUUAGCAACAAACGGUCAACCGCCAUAUGCACAAGAAUUACUUACACUUGAUAAGUUGUAAAGAUUUUUAUGAGUUCUGCAUGGCAAAGUGCUGUAGCUUAACCGUUACUAACAACCAAUAAAUCACGCUAAAGCUUGA